Messenger RNA from Archocentrus centrarchus (flier cichlid), 1480 nucleotides. It is a transcript of the gene c20h8orf89, whose product is annotated as chromosome 20 C8orf89 homolog. The transcript is spliced from 7 exons. Lineage: Eukaryota; Metazoa; Chordata; Actinopteri; Cichliformes; Cichlidae. The record is from RefSeq and is a predicted model, not a curated record. The coding region runs from base 174 to 956 and encodes 260 amino acids.
GCCUGUUUCCAUGGUGACGCGAUGACUCGCUGGCGUUGUACUGAGCUGCAGCCUAGCACUGCUGCUCAGGGAUAACCGGUUUGAGCCCGUGUACCGUUAGCAUGGUCGGGUGUCGUAGCUGUGUAUAGCGCUAAGGUAAUGUCUGAAGUAGAUGCUCGUGUGGCUGCUCCAUCAUGAUAACCUGCCAGUUAGACCCAUCGUUAAUCACCGUGAAGGGCUUAAUAUCCCAGGAAAGCGCGACCUGCGGGCAGCGCGGCCCUGAUGCGGUUGGAUAUCCGACAUACAGGAACUUGAGGAUGGGAGCAGGUGGAGGGCAAGCAGCUCUGAGGCAAAGUCAACCAAGGAAAUUUCCUGCGAUCCAGGCUUUGAGCAUGUCCAGGGACGGAAAACCUCAGCUGAGCGGCUGCAUAAUUGGAGGGCCACCUAAUUUAACCAAAGAUGACAAACUGGAAUCGCAUAACGACGUCCCAGAGAGGGACCUCAGCAGGAGGCACUUUCUGUUCGACAGAAAAUGUAUGAUGUUAGAGAGGACCAAAACUGUGAUUCCUCCACUGCCAAGAAACUACCAUGUGCACAGACCUGGUAACCUUCCUCCCUUCAGCCUCUCCAAGGAGCUUUCCCACAGCCACGUGGGGCGACCCUUCACCCUGGGGUUCCCUGAAAGCUAUAAACUGAACACAAGUCCAGCGGUCCUUGUUCCCUCAGCUUUAGUCCUCAGUGGCAGAAACACCUUUUCGGUUGAGAACUGCAAGCUCGGCAGGGCCAAGGUGAAAUAUCCAUCCUCCAACGUAAUGACUGUUAAAGACAAUCAGAAAAGCCAAUCCUAUCCGGACCCAGUGGUCGGAGCCUCUCGCUCUUUCAUCCACAGAAUAUCUGAGCUGUCCUCUUUGGAGGGUGAGACGGUGAGACAGGAAAAGCUCAAGAAAAUGAGGAAACCUCGAAAGCCUCCAUCCUGACAAUCACCUCCUUCCCAGUCACGCUGGUCGAGGUUAAAAACAUUCGAGUCUGUGCCAACGACGGAAGAAAAUAAACCAUUUAGUGCACCAUGUUCAUUUCAGUGGCUCGUUCUGACUGCUUGCUUGUCCUCGGUGAUAUUAGUUUGUUGCUCGGUAUGGCUGGUGGUUACAUUUUGGGAUUCAUGAGCUGAUUACGUGUAGUAACAACUUGCUACAACAGUAAAUGCUCAUGAUGAAUAUUAAGUAAAUAUUUUCCAGUCUGACCCACAGCUGUCAGUAGUUUUUUUUUUCCACUCGGCAUUUGCAUGCAGGAUAUUUAAUUUAGCUUUACAAUGGCUCUUAUGUAAUACUGCCAUAUUUCUUUCUGUAUCAUCUGUAUCAUAUUUCAUAUGGUGUCCAGCUUUGGCCCCAUCAUUACAACAGUGUUUGAAACAUACAGCAUAUCUAAGCUUUGUUAAGUAAGUGAAAUAUUGAUAUAUAUUAAAUAGUUUAGCAAAGCCAUUAUUGUGCCUUGUUAACUGUCU